GAGGAGCUCUUGGGGAAAGGGGCGGGGCGAGGCGAGGCGAGGCGAGGCAACUCGGCUCGGGCGCCUGGAGCGUGAGCCUGCAGCCUCGUUGUGGUCAGUCUGGCACCCAGCGGCAGCCGCAACUGCAGCGUUAGCGUUUACCCGCUUCUCGGGUGUCUCCGGCGCUUCUCCCCCACCCCCGGCCCGCCUGCGAGCGGCGCCGGCGGCCACGCCUAAAAUGACUAAUGUGUGAUCUCAGUGGAAUAAAUGGCGUCCAAAGUGACAGAUGCUAUAGUCUGGUAUCAAAAGAAGAUUGGAGCAUAUGAUCAACAAAUAUGGGAAAAAUCUGUAGAACAAAGAGAAAUCAAGGGGUUAAGGAAUAAACCAAAGAAAACAGCACAUGUGAAGCCUGACCUCAUAGAUGUUGACCUUGUAAGAGGAUCUGCAUUUGCUAAGGCAAAACCUGAAAGUCCUUGGACUUCUCUAACAAGAAAGGGAAUUGUUCGAGUUGUAUUUUUCCCCUUUUUCUUCAGGUGGUGGUUACAAGUAACUUCAAAGGUUAUCUUUUUUUGGCUACUUGUUCUUUACCUCCUUCAAGUUGCCGCAAUAGUAUUAUUCUGUUCAGCGCCAGGCCCACAUAGUAUACCUCUGACUGAAGUAAUUGGGCCAGUAUGGCUAAUGUUGCUACUAGGAACUGUACAUUGCCAGAUUGUUUCAACCAGAACCCCUAAGCCUAUGCUUAGCAGUGGGGGCAAAAGAAGAAGGAAAUUAAGAAAAGCAGCACAUUUGGAAGUACAUAGGGAAGGAGAUGGCUCUAGUACUACAGAUAAUACACAGGAAGGAACAGUGCAGAACCACGGUACCAGCACUUCUUACAGUAUUGGCGCUGUCUUCAGAGAACUCUGGCAUGCUGCUUUCUUUUUAUCAGGGUCAAAGAAAACAAAAAAUUCAAUUGAUAAAUCAACAGAAACUGAUAAUGGUUAUGUAUCUCUGGAAGGGAAAAAGACAUUUAAAAGCAAUGAGGAUGGAAUACAAAGUCACGAACCUCACUGUGAAGUCAUUAAGUCAGAAGAGACUGGCUGGAGCACAGGAACAGUCAGGAAUACACUUAAUAAUCAGCACAAAGACAACCAAAGGAUAAUCACAAAUGUCUCAGAUGAAGUAUCCAGUGAGGAAGGUCUGGAAACAGGAUACCCAUUGCGUCGCCAUGUAGACAGAGCCUCUGAAAAUAUACUUCGAAAUAGGAAGUCACAUCAUUAUAAGAAACAUUAUUCUACAGAGGAUGCCCCUAAAUCGGGUACUAGUUGCAGCUCUCGCUGUUCAAGUUCCAGACAAGAUUCUGAGAGUACAAGGCCAGAAUCAGAAACAGAAGAUGUAUUAUGGGAAGACUUGUUACAUUGUGCAGAAUGCCGUUCAUCUUGCACCAGUGAGACAGAUGUGGAAAACCCUCAAGUUAAUCCAUUUAUGAAAAAGGAAUAUAGAGACGACCCUUUUCAUCAGAGUCAUUUGCCCUGGCUCCAUAGCUCCAACCCAGGAUUAGAAAAAGUCAGUGCAAUUGUAUGGGAAGGUAAUGACUGCAAGAAAGCUGAAAUGUCUGUGCUCGAAAUCAGUGGAAUGAUAAUGAACCGAGUCAAUAGCUACAUACCAGGCAUAGGAUACCAGAUUUUUGCAAAUGUAAUUUCCCUUGUCCUGGGGUUCACUCCAUUUGUUUUCCGACUUUCCCAAGCUACAGACUUGGAACAGCUCACAGCAUAUUCUGCUUCAGAACUUUAUAUCAUUGCAUUUGGUUCUAAUGAAGACAUCUUGGUUCUUUCUAUGGUUUUAAUAAGUUUUGUGGUUCGUGUAUCUCUUGUGUGGAUUUUCUUCUUUUUACUCUGUGUAGCAGAAAGAACUUACAAACAGAGACUACUUUUUGCAAAACUCUUUGGACAUUUAACAUCUGCUAGGAGGGCUCGAAAAUCAGAAGUUCCCCAUUUCCGAUUGAAGAAAGUACAGAAUAUAAAAAUGUGGCUAUCUCUUCGUUCCUAUCUUAAGCGUCGGGGUCCUCAAAGAUCAGUUGAUGUAAUAGUUUCAUCUGCAUUCUUGUUGACUAUUUCAGUUGUGUUUAUAUGCUGUGCCCAGUUGCUUCAUGUGCAUGAGAUCUUCCUUGAUUGUCACUACAACUGGGAACUGGUAAUCUGGUGUAUCUCUUUAACACUUUUUCUUCUAAGAUUUGUUACUCUUGGAUCUGAAACAAGCAAAAAAUAUAGCAAUACCUCAAUAUUACUUACUGAACAGAUAAACCUGUACUUGAAAAUGGAGAAGAAACCUAAUAAAAAGGAGGAACUGACACUAGUGAAUAAUGUUUUAAAACUUGCUACUAAAUUAUUGAAGGAAUUGGACAGUCCUUUCAGGUUAUAUGGACUUACAAUGAAUCCGCUGCUUUACAAUAUUACCCAGGUUGUCAUACUGUCUGCUGUUUCUGGUGUUAUCAGUGACUUACUUGGAUUUAAUUUAAAGCUCUGGAAGAUCAAAUCAUGACAAUGUAGAGAAAAAGCCUCAUCCAGUUUUCUGAAACGAGUACUGACUAAGCUGUCUCAAAGCAGUCACUGAAUCUGAGCUUCAGAAGCUACUGUCUCCUUAAAGGAUGUAGCUUAGAAAUUUGAAGUGUUUACAUCUGACUGUCUUGUGCAAUUGUUAUAUUUAUUUUUAUCUUUUCACUGUUUUUACACUUAAGUCUUUAUUUUUUAUUUUCAAACAUUGAUAUAUCUAGUUAUUGAAAGGGUGAUAAAAACUGAUAUCCAUGUACUUGAGAUCCUGGUAAUAGUUCAUAAUCAGUUGCUAACAUCCAGAAUAUAGAAGUCAGUGCUGAGAAUUGUUUCCUCAUAGGUAGAGUGAACUUGCCUUACUUUAGAACAAAAUUCUUUACAUUUAAACGAUUUAUGUUUUUGUAAGCAUAAAACAUAACAUUCUGAUUCAUUCAGAAUAGACUUAAUUGUUGUGAAUAAGAAUCAACUGUAGGUUGACAGAAAUAGCUGAAUGAUUUAUUUAUUGUAUUAGAGCACUUUCUAGAUCCAAUCAGAGUUUUCUCUGUAUUUUACAUUUGGAACGAUGCCAGGAUCUAAACUGAUUAAGCUGCAGUUUAAGCACCCUUCAGUAUUAAUUAAUAUGGUAUUAUAUAAAACAGGUCAACAAGUGCUCUUUGAUGAUAAAACUCUUAAUAGAGCAAUAAUUGUAAAUGGUUACAAUGCCGUAAGGUAUUUUGAUAAAAAUUAACUAGUAAUAAUUGUAUUUAUUUGAAACACUGGGCUGUUUGCACAGCUCCAACUGUGCAUGCUCAAAAUGUGCACUUUUAAAAUUAUUACUUUUAAUGUGUAUCUUUUAUAUGGAAUAUGUUAUAGUGUGCCAGGGGCAUGAUAUGGUAUCCUUUUGAGUGAGGUAUAUAUAUACUCAUCUCACAAGUGAAGUGCCUCUUGAUUUUAUUAAAGUACCUUAUGUUUACUCAAGUAAAAUAGAUUUUUUUCCCCCAUGAUACACUGUAGCAUAUGCCAUUUAUACCACACUCAAGUGAACAAUCUAAGGAUAAAUACUCAUAAAAGAUGUUUUAUAUAUAUGUGUAUAUAUGUCUGUACAUACACAUAUAGAUGCACACAUCUAUUCCUAGAACCAUAUAAAAAUUUAAAAAAUACAGUUUUUUACAAACUCUAUCCUCUAAAUUUCAUAUGAGAUAUACAACUCCCUUUUUCAUUGAUAUAAGGGCUAUUUAGAAAUAUAAUUCUUUUAGAAAAUUGAUUUUUCCACAAGUGUCAAAUCUAGUACUUUAUUUUAUUGUCAUAUUAGGCAGGUGGAGUUAACUUGGUGGUUGUCUUGUUGAAGCUUGAUUUAAGAUUGUUGUAUUUGUAUAAUUAAUUAUGACUAAAUGAAUUUUCUGAAAACUGCACAUUUGCCCUAAACCAGGAAUUGUUUGAAAGAAAUAAAAAUCUUGUUUUAGCCAAGCCCAUCAUGUUAAAUAUAUUCAAACCUUUACAGUUUUUUUUAGGAACUUUAACAUUGUAAUUUAUAAAUUAUUCAUUUGAGACUGAUAUAUUUAGUUCAGUAUUUACCCAAAUCAUAACUUCAUUUCAAGCUAUGUGUAACGAGUAGAACCAUGUAGACAUCUUUUUGUUCUUAUCAUUCCAUACAAUCAGUAGGCUUGGGGGUAAUUUAACCUCAAAUUGUGUGGUAUACACUACUUCUAUGUAAACAACAAGUAAGCAUUUUUAAAAAUUUGCCUGUGUACUAAUAAGUUUAAUAAUGACCAAAGUGCAUUCUGAUUUUUUGAAGGAAUGUAUUACUGGAGCUUUAAGAACAUAUUUAGUUUCUCAUGUGAAAAAUUAGGCUACGUCUGAUGUUUCUUCUGCCUCUGUUGUCUCUUGUUAGAAUUGUUUUUAGGAUUAUAUUUUAUAAACAACUUUUCAAAAAUAAGGUACAAACCUACACAGAACUUACAUUUUGCACAGAAUAUAUUUUGAGAAAAAAAAAAGUACAGCAUGAGUUCUGUUGGAGGUAAAAGUGAGACUUACAUCUCAAAAACAAAACCUUUUAUUUCAGAGUGGAAGUAUUUUUGAGAAACUUAAAUGUUUGAAUAUGCUGAUUUAAGAAAGUCUGUUUUAGAAUUGAAAUUGGGAGAUGAGAUAUUAAGUUCCAUUCAUCUCUCAACAAUUUUUUAUUAAUCUGUUGGAUUAUGUCACUAACAUUGGCAGCAAAAGGGCAAUAAUAUAAUAAUUUGUCAUUUCAAGUAAUUUUAGCCUGUCAUUGAAGCAGGAAAAUUUAAGUUGUUGCCAUUAAAUAUAUCAUUAAUAUAAGAAAAUUGUUACAUAUCCCAUAACAGAAAAAACAGGUUAAAAAUAGAGGUAAGUGAAAAUGUGGCAGAUAUUGUGUGUUAGCUAUCUUUCUUUCUGUUUUCUUUUGUUUGUCAGGUUUUUUUUUUUUUGCCACAUAUAUUGUAACUGAAAGUUUGAGCAAGUUUAAAAUAAAGAAAUCUGUGGCUGAUGGUAUGAAAAAAUGGUAGUAAUUUUUAAAAACUCAUUCUCAACUAGAUUUCUAUGAUUAUGUUGAUGUUAGCUUGGUAAUUGUCAUUAUUGGGACCAAAAGAAGCCCACUUAGAGUGAGAAGAUAUUCUAAGGCCAGGAUCUAAGAAGAUCCUGAGGCCAGAAAAAAAGAGAAUUAAAAGCAACAUUUCUAUGAAAUGAAUGUUGUAAAUAAAAUAAAAAUAAUAGAACUAUAACAGAAGUUGGGAAGGCUUAAAAAUCAGUGAGCACCUGAAAAAGAAAGAGUAAAAGAAUUUUAAAAUUCAGUAAUACAGAAGAAAUAUCAGUAAAGCUAAAAGAAAAGACAAAUAACUGCAAUAAAAUAGGUCUCAUCAGGCUGUUAGAGCAUGGUGAAACAAGGACAUAAAAGCCCCUGCAUACCAUAUUUUAAGAAAGCAAAAUUGACCUGAAUAGCAAAACUAAAAAUUUUAACUUGGCACCGGGCACUAUUUGUUGUCCCAUGGAGUAAUAAGUUGACAUAUUCGUAUGUGAAUUCUAUAUUCUAUAAUUCUUUCUAUUUGUGCUGUAAACAAAACUUGAAGAAAAAAGGAUGUUAAUAGCUAAAACCUGGAUAAUUCCAGGUUCUUGGAGAGGUAAGCAAAGGAAUUAUAAUAAUAAUUUUUUGUAUACUCAAAUGCAGUGAGAAAUGUUUUCAUAGGGCAUAUUGGUUAUAAAAAGUCUGGAUUUGAUAUAUUCUUAUGGAAAUUUAAUAUAAAAUUCUAGAAAUGGCCUCAUGCUGUAGAGCUUUACAUUGUUGCAUCUUAGGAAAUAUUUAUCAAAGAUUCAUUUUAUGAUGCUAAAUAAGUCACAUGGAUUCAAGGAAUAGCACUUUAAGAAUGAAUUCAACUGUCAUAUAAAAAUGUUAGUGUCUUUUGAUGUUUUGUAUUCUAAUAUUUCUGUGUAGGACAUAUUGUUUUGAUUACCAAAUAGAGCAUUUAAAUUUAGAGAUCUAGCAAAUUUCUAGUUAAGCCUUUUGUAUUUCUAUUUAUCUACACUUCUGGAAUCUUAAUAUUUUGCUUCCAUAUAACCUCUAUAAUAGAGGUGGUGCUACCAAGGUGGCACCUGGGGAAAGGUGUGGCCAUUGCUCUCCUCUUCCCAGAUGACCAAAAGUAAUAAUGCCUCCUUAGGAUUCCUGUUCCCUCUUGACCAUAAUCUAUCCACAUGUAUUAUAGAGUAUGAAGACACAGAUAAAUUAAUUCUAUGAAGAACCUGAUAACAACUUCAAAAAGAAAAAAAAAGAAAAAUCAGUACAAAA
Sarcophilus harrisii (Tasmanian devil) is the source of this 6282-nucleotide messenger RNA. RefSeq names its product putative homeodomain transcription factor 2 (gene PHTF2). Gene Ontology annotation, cellular component: endoplasmic reticulum. Bases 247 to 2499 code for a protein of 750 amino acids. Lineage: Eukaryota; Metazoa; Chordata; Mammalia; Dasyuromorphia; Dasyuridae. The record is from RefSeq and is a predicted model, not a curated record. The transcript has 18 exons.